CCUCCCCCCCCCCCCCCCCCCUUUAACAACGCUCACUCCACUCUCCACUCUCGCGUCUCCGGACGCUGCCAGCGCUCCAUCGUGACCACAAUCACCACCGGCACCAUCACCACCACCACCAAGAACCACGUUCCAUCAUCACCAGACAACAGUAGCAUCGGCAGCACCCUCAUUCAACAGCAAUAGCAAAUAUCUAUGAGAAUAUCAUCAUCAACUUCAUCGUCAUCAUCAGGAGGAGGACGAGAAGCCAUGAUGCGUUCCCCGUCGCCCGUGCCGGAGUCGCCCCGAGUCGCCUGGGCUGAGGUGCGCGGCGACUCCGCGGAGCCCCGGUCCCUGUCCCGGGGCGCUCGCUCGUCCGCCUCUCCCGUCUCCCUCGUCUCGCCGUCUCCUUCCCGUGGGCCCCGCGGCCACGGGAGCGAGCGCCUGGCGGAGGACGGCGACUCGGGACGCGCAGGCGGAGCUGAGUCGCGGGGCGCGGAGUCGCGGGGUGCCGCGAUGGAGGAGGAGGAGGAGGCGGCGGCGGCGGCGCUGCUGCUGCGCGGGAUUUUCACCAUCGGUGGCAAGAGCUGCGACGUGGAGCUGCGGGGGAGAGCUCUCUCCUGGAGCCCCAUCGUGCCCGAGGCGAUGCCCGGCGCGGCCUCCGCAGCACCAGCGGCAGCAGGCGCAGGCGAGGCCCCCGCCGAAGAGUGGCUGGACCUCAAGGAUGUGUUCGCCGUGAAACUGAAGCGCCGGCGAUCCGCCGGACAGACCAAGGGCGGCACCCUGCUGGGCAUCACGCUGUUCGUGUGCCGGCGCCGGCAGCGAGGCCACAGCAGGCUGGGCGCGGCUGGGCCAGCCGGCCACGACGAGGGGAAACUGAAGGAGCAGCCCCUGCACCUGGGCAACUCCAGCGAGGACCACUGCCAGACCUGGUUCUACCGCAUCCGCGCCGUCCUGAGCGGCUUCCCCGAGCGGCCCAGGAGGCUGCUGGUGUUCGUCAACCCCCAGAGCCACCGCAAGGAAGCGCCGGAGCUGUUUGCGUCGCGAGUGGAGCCGCUGUUCAAGCUGGCCGACAUCGGAACGCACCUGAUCGUGACGGAGAGGGAAGGGCAUGCCUUGGCUGAACUUCAGACUUGCGACCUCACCGGCUUUGACGGUGUGGUGUGUGUGGGCGGUGACGGCACGGUGGCGGAGGUGGUGAAUGGGCUGCUCUUGCGCGCUCAGCGUGAUGUCGGCACGGACCCCGACGGGGCUUUCACGCCAGCGCCCACUCACUUGCCCAUCGGCAUCAUCCCCGCAGGGUCGACGGACGUUGUGGCCUACUCCAUGCACGGGACGAGCCACGCUGCCACGGCUUCGCUGCACAUCAUCCUAGGCCACCUGCUACCGGUCGACGUGUGUUCCCUGGCCGUGCGGGGCCGAUUACUCCGCUUUGGCUUCUCCGCCAUGCUGGGCUUCGGUGGGAGAAGCCUGGCGAUAGCCGAGCGGCACCGCUGGAUGCCGCCCAACCAGAGGAGGGACUUUGCUGUCCUCAAGGCUCUGGCCAGUUUAAGGCCAGUGGACUGCGAGAUCGGCUUUCUGCCCGCGAGUGAAGGUGCGUCAGGACAGACAGCAGAAGGCGCACGGGCACUCAAGAGGUGGGAUUUAUCUGCAAAGAUUCCCGGCGGCGCGCAGGUUGGCGCAACGGGGGAAGACGCGGCAGGGCUGCUGUGGCUUCACACGAGCGGGGACUUCCUCAACGUCACCGUGGCGGCGGUGCCCUGCCGCUGUGCCGUCGCUCCCCGUGGACUGGCUCCCGACACGCUGCUGGACGACGGCAGCAUGUCUUUGAUCGCCGUGCGCAGCACGUCUCGUGCCCAUUUCGUCAAGUACCUGAAACGUUUCGGCAGCUCCAAAUCCCAGCCGAACCCACCGUUUGUGGACAGCAUGGCGGUGCAGGCGGUGCGCGUGACCCCUAGAGGUCACCUGUCUGGGGAGGACGGCUCCUCUCGGUGGGGAGAUGGGGAGGGCGAGACCGCCGGAGCCACAGACGGGCGCUGCUUCUGGAACGUGGACGGUGUACUGCUAGAAGAGACUGGCGAAGUGCACAUCAGGGUUCACACUCGCCUCGUGACGCUGUAUGGCUGUUCUCUUGGCCAUGAUGAUGAAGACGCUGCCAUGAAAUGCAACUGCUUGUGAUACUUGCACAAAUGAUUAUGGGAGCGGACCUGUUGAGGGAAGCACAAUGCAGAGACCAAGAGGAAGCCAGGGAGUGGUAGGGACAGGUUCCAGCUCCUGGUGGCUCCCAUUGAUGAGCGGGCAAGGCUAAAACCACACUUUUUAAGCAGUAAGGACUGCUUUGGAAAGGUUUUACGAAACAGGAAAAGCACUUUUCCCAUAGGCACUUAAAAAAUAGGGCAAAUUUGUGUAUAUAUAAAACCGCUAUUUUAGAAUGAGCAGGUAAAAUCAUAGCAACCAAACAAAGAUUGGAGUAUUUACCGUACAUGGAGCCCGGUUUAAAUGUCAGUGGCAAGUUCACACGUUUUGCCAUGGAGGCCCCAUGGGAGCGACUUGGUUACCUUUGCAGCCCCUUCUCAGGAGACCACAACAGCACAUGGGGGGGGGGGGG
Messenger RNA from Petromyzon marinus (sea lamprey), 2587 nucleotides. RefSeq names its product CERK like autophagy regulator (gene CERKL). Gene Ontology annotation, biological process: phosphorylation; sphingolipid metabolic process. The record is from RefSeq and is a predicted model, not a curated record. Gene Ontology annotation, molecular function: lipid kinase activity. Lineage: Eukaryota; Metazoa; Chordata; Hyperoartia; Petromyzontiformes; Petromyzontidae.